Molecule: messenger RNA, 5397 nt
Organism: Hydractinia symbiolongicarpus
Lineage: Eukaryota; Metazoa; Cnidaria; Hydrozoa; Anthoathecata; Hydractiniidae
Product: NACHT, LRR and PYD domains-containing protein 3-like
Exons: 3
Coding region: 736-4656 (1306 amino acids)
Cellular component (GO): cytoplasm
Source: RefSeq, a predicted model, not a curated record
AAGCACUACGGUAUGCUAGUAAAUGUUCCUGUGAUACCAAGAUCCAGUACACAUACCAGGUAAUGUAUAUAUUACAGAACAGAAAUCUUGUAUGAUCAAGACCAGAAUGUUCUAUUAUGCAGACAAUAUGUGUCACGUCGUUACUGGUGCCGAUUACGUCAUUCCCUAAUUUUUUAAACACAGCUGUUUGUAUUGAUUUAUUUAUCAUUGUUACGUUACAACUCAUGAGCAUUUUCUGUUUAGACCGCGAACACUUUACCCCAUUCCUCUCACAAGAGUUACUCCGCUAAAAGAGCCCACGGUUGAAACCUUUUUUUUUUAAUAUUUCAUUACUACAGCAAUAUUAUCAAACCGUCUGAUCACUGAGUAAUCAAUCUUGGAAAUUUCUGUCUGUCGAUAUAGUACUGAUAUUGAAUAUGAAUCAAAUAAUAUGUUCGCCAAUAUCUCUUAUUAAUUUAACAUAUAUUAAUCAAUUUAACACUAAAAGAAGAAAAUUGUAAGUUAAGUAAAUAAUGUUCGAACUUGUUGCCGAAUUUAUUAACAUUAAAAUUUAGGUUUUACAGCUCAGUUUUUUUUUCUAACAGAUGCAGUUAUUUGCUUGAAAAACUGCUGAAUUAUAGCUUGUUUUAAAUUUUCGCUUUUAAAAAUUUUUUUUUUAAAACUUUGGCCUUAUUCAAAAAAAUUUCCCUGGUGUAUUAAUUUAAAGCUGAUCAUUUUAUUUUAGGACGUAUAGCUAUGGCGGCAGCAUCACAAGCUGGAGGGUCCACUCCACAAGAUGUAAUUAAUAAAAAUGAAUACCAAGUCAAACUGGUUGCUCCCAUCAACGAAUGCUGUGAUUAUUUACUAGAUAUGCUACAUGACCCGGGACGUGGUGACAUGCCGAAAGAUAAAGUAAAACUGUAUCAAGCAUUGAAACCAUUCGAGAAAAAAUUGCAAAAGCAUAAUUUAGAUAUUGCACUUCCAGGAAACGGGGAAACGGAUUCGAAAUCGUUUGAUAUCACAACUCUUUGUGAUAUAUUGAUAAAUUGCUGCCCAAAAAUAAAAAAACCAAAGGGUGGUUGGAAAAUCAAAGCACCAAAAGAAACUGAUUUAAGUGACGGUGCUGAAAUCAUUCGGAUCAGAAACGCAAGAAAUAGUGUUAUGCAUGCUAAAGCGCUAUCUGAGGCAAAAUAUGUUGAGUUAUGGGACGCAAUACAAGCAAUUUUACAUCGGAAUGGUUACGAUAUAAAAAAAAUAACUGACUUAAAAACGCUUUCCUUGAAAGAAUACUGUUUGAAAAAUGAAUUGUUUCAAAUUAAGUUACAAAAAGCAGAACAAGAUAUUAUGAAAGAUGAUGUAAAACAAAAUAAAGAUAGAAUCAAACAGAAUAAAGAUGGAAUCAAACAGAAUGAAGAUAGAAUCAAACAGAAUGAAGAUGGAAUCAAACAGAAUGAAGAUAGAAUCAAACAGAUUGAAGAUAGAAGCAAACAGAUUGAAGAUAGAAGCAAACAGAAUGAAGAUAGAAGCAAACAGAAUAAAGAAGAAAUUAGAGCAUUGAAGGAGGACAAUGAAACUUUAAAAAAAUCGAAAGAGUUCACAAAACUUGCAAGCCUGGAUGCUUUGAAGAUUGUUUCAGAAAAGAUUGGAAGUAAGUGGAAGGAUUUGGCCAGAGGACUAAAAAUCAUAUCAAACGUCACUGUAGACAUAAAUGAUGAAAUUAAAAGAAAGAGACAUAGUGAAGACGAAAGUUCGGAAACUUCUAACAAGAAACAAAAACUUGGCGAAUACAAGGUUGCCCAUAAGAACGAGGAAAAAUGUCUUAAUGAAGUUAACAUGAACAAAUGCUUUGAUAAUAUCAGAAGUGAAAUUCCAUGGGAUGAGCUGAAAAAUCAAUUAAAAUUAAUAGAGCGUCAGGAUAUUGUUGAUACAAUCACGUCAACAACGUGUUGUACGCGCGGGUUGAAAGAGUGCUCCAUAUCACUUAAGCAACAAUACAAGAAAGAAUUAUCGGAUUGGAAAAUGGCUUCAGCGUUUAAAACUGAAUCUGGUAGAAAAUAUACAAUCAAAGAUCGUAGUAAUGCCUAUGUAGACUUGGUAGUAGGGCAAUGGAAUGAAACAUUUGCUAGCGAUCAAGAACACUUUCAAAAGAACAUUAAGUCAAACAAAGAAAAAAUCGACAUAAAGAAUAUCGUUCAGCAAGGUGAUGAAGCCAUUUUAAUUAGAGGUAUUGCAGGUAUUGGCAAGACUUCGUUCGUGGAGAAUUUUGUUUUACAAUGGGCAAACGAGAACAUUUUGACAGAUAUUGACUUUGUGUUUAAAUUUACAUGUCGUGAGCUAAACGCGGUAGGAAAUAUCUCUAGCUGGGAAGAACUUGUGAAACGAUUUUUUCCAAACAUUGGCUAUUUUGAUGGGCUAUUUAAAAAUUUAAUUGAAAACAAUGCUAGAGUUCUCAUAAUCAUUGACGGUAUCGACGAAUUUCGAUACCUUAAUGAUCUAACCAAAUAUUCAGAGGGAAAAUUUGCACAAGAUUUUGUUUCCCUUAUUCACGAUGCAAUCGUCCAGAAGAUAUCCCUACUUUCAAAAGGCAAAGUGAUUGUAUGCGGACGACCGCAGGCUUGUGAUGUCAUUAAAAACAUACUCCAAGAAAAGAAUUCGCAGCUUAAAUUAAUUGAAGUGUCCGGCUUUAGUGAGGACAACGUUGACACUUACAUUAGGAAAUUUUUCCUAUGUAAUGAAGAGAAAAUUAAUUCUUUGAAGACUGCCCUUAAUGAGAUUGAAAACCUUAAAUCCAUGGCUUAUAUACCUAUUUAUUUGUAUAUAAUAUGUACCGUUUUUAAUUCGGAACAGAAGCUGGAAGAACUAAAUACGAUCACAAAAUUGAACAUUGCAGCAUGCUUGGUAUUUUUGAGGGACCACAUGACCGAGUUUAAAGGAAAAAAUUGUGCGCUCAUUAAAUUAUCUGAGAGCGAACAUGUUUUACGGAUGAUUAAAAUUACUUCGGAAUUUGCGUUUAAGUCACUUGAGCAGCAAAGAAUUCUUUUCACACAAAAGGAAUUUGAAAAUGUAGAUAAGGAUUGCUUAAAAACUAUUGAAGAAUCUGGUAUCAUUGAAAAAGUUGAAGGGGAUGAUGAUGGUGACUUUUAUCAGUUCAAGCAUUUGGUUUUGCAGGAAUUUUUUAGUGCUGUUUACAUGUUUCUUGUUGGAAUUGAUGUUGAACCAGUAUCAAAACUUCCAAAUAUGAGGAAUUGUAUUCCUUUGUUGGCUGGGUUGUAUGGAUUACUGAAGAACAAUGAAAACGUCUCUCAGUAUAUCAAGAAAUUUGUUAUUGGUUUAAAUGCAUCACCGAGCGAUUUAACUGUAGAAAACUUGUUCCAAUUCAACGAUAAAGAAAUUUUCCUGUCGAUAUACCACGAGUAUCGAGGUGAAGUUUCAGCAGAUGUUAUAAGACGUGUCUGGAAAAAUAGAAUUUUGAGUAUAUCUUAUCAUCACACUUUUAGCCAGUUUAUUUUUUUUUUUCUGAAGUCAAAAACAGUCGAUUUAGACCUACUAGACAUCGAAUUUAAAAUGGUAGAUGGUCAAAUGAAAGAAAGUGAAAUUCAGAAACUAGUUUCUUUAAAUAGCAUAGAUGAAUUAAUAUUGAAGUUUGUUAGAACAUCCUUAAGUGUCUGGAGUGUAUCAUUACUUUCUGAGUGUAUUUCAAAUGGACUUAAUGUACGGAGCCUAUCUAUAUAUGAAGGAGAUUUAAGCGAUGAUCAUAUCAAAUGUUUACAAAGUUGUAUACCACAUUUACGUAUAUUAAAUCUUACGCGUGAUUCGGAAAUGACGCUAACCUCAAUGCAGCACUUAUCAAAAUCAAUUAAACAAGGUUUCGUAGAGAAUGGACAUUCCCUUUCAGACUUAGGUUUAGUUGAUUUUACUGAUGAGCAUAUCAAUAGUUUACGAUCUUGCAUACCAUGUUUAUCUACACUGAAUCUGUCUUUUUGUUCAGAAAUGACUGUGUAUUCGAUGAAAUACAUAUCAGAUUCUAUUAUUCAAGCAGUUGAAGAAAACAAAAGCAACUUGAAAAAAUUAUGGUUAGCCGAAUGCGAGUUAACUGAUAAUCAUAUAAAAUCUUUACAAAGUUGUAUACCAUAUUUAAAUGAGCUGGAUCUUUCUAACAACGAUGCAAUGUCACCGAUUUCGAUGAAAUACAUAUCAGAUUCUAUUAUUCAAGCAGUUGAAGAAAACAAAAGCAACUGGGAAGAAUUACAUUUAUACGAUUGCAAGAUAACUGAUAAUCAUAUAGAAUCUUUACAAAGUUGUAUACCAUAUGUAAAAGAGCUGUCUCUUUUUAAAAACGAUGCAAUGUCACCGAUUUCUAUGGAAUACAUAUCAGACGCCAUUACACAAGCAGUUAAGAAAAACACGAACAAGUUGAAGAUAAUAGAUUUUAGUGACUGUGGCUUAAGUGACGACCAUAUCAAAAAUUUAUGUUCCUGUCUGCCAAAUUUUGAAAGCGUGAAUCUUAGUGACAAUAAAAAAAUAUCAACGAUUUCGCUAAAAUACAUAUCAAAUUCAGUUAUGGAAGCUGCAAGAAAAAAUGCAAAUCAUUUGAGUCGACUUAUUAUGUCUGGCUGUGGGCUAAAGGCUGAUGACUGCAAAAGUUUGAAAGGUUAUAUACCAGACAUAGUUUUUUAGUAAAGACAAAAGAUACACGUAAAGGACAUUAUAUUAUUCAUUUUCUUGUUUAUGAAUUUUUGAAAGUUAAAUUUCGUUUAAUUAUAUUCUGUCAAACACUAAAGCAUUAGUCAAACAAAGUGUCUAGCUCCACGCCUCAAACUCUAGCUAAAAUUCUAUAAUAGUAUAAAAACAGGCUGUAUUCGUUUCAAACUGUUAAAGAUAGAGGGAAUGACGAAAUGGGUCAAAGCACGGGUGAACGAGUGGUUUUUAUUAUGAAAUAGAUAUAUAAUCAAACACAUUUUAAGCAAUUGCUAUUAAUUUCAAUAAAAGCUUGUUUAAAGAAAAUUGCACAUAUAUUAAUAUAACUAACGAUAUCUUGUAGUCAAGACGAAACAUGUCUUUUAACCAAAAAGAGUUGUUAUUAUUAUUAUUAUUAUUAUUAUUAUUAUUAUUAUUAUUAUUAUUAUUAUUAUUAUUAUUAUUUUGGUGGAAUAUGUCGGACUUUGGUGGAAUAUGUCGGACGUGGUGGAAUAUAUCGGACAUAUGGUGGAAUAUGUCGGACAAGGUGGAAUAUGUUGGACUGGUGGAAUAAUUCUGACAUUAUGCAUAUGUAUUUCAAUUAUUAGCUUUUUGGUGGAAUAUUUCGGACUUUUUAAAUUUGAUUAAAUAAUUUAUUUUGUAGAUGAUCGCUUAUGUUUACCACAAAAAGAAAGCAAAAUUUAUUAUUACAUAACUAAUAAAUUCUACUUUUUCACAAUA